Molecule: messenger RNA, 2004 nt
Organism: Bacidia gigantensis
Lineage: Eukaryota; Fungi; Ascomycota; Lecanoromycetes; Lecanorales; Ramalinaceae
Exons: 3
Coding region: 1-2004 (667 amino acids)
Cellular component (GO): nuclear inner membrane
Molecular function (GO): chromatin binding
Source: RefSeq, a predicted model, not a curated record
AUGCCCCGGUUGCGCAAUAUUCUCAUGACCCACGAGAUACCUUAUCCAGCGUCGGCAAAAAAGGCCGAUCUCGUUACUAUCUUUGAUCAAAAGCUCAAGCCGCAAGCCCGCAAGCUGCUUGCUGCACGUGAUCGUGUAAGGCGAACGAGCGAAGGCAUCACUCAUGUCCCGAGUAGUCAAGACAGCAGCGUGGAUGGCAAAAGCGACUCUAGGUCGUCCAUGGCCCCUCCGCCUAUUCCAGACACACCUCGGUAUCGCAAACCAAGGAAGAACAAUCGCGUGAGCUCAGAUGGUACAGCAUCAGCAUCGGAGUCUAGGGACUCAACUCCUGGGGGAGACGAAGCUCGACUAAGCACGCUAGACAGUCAGACACCGAAACAGAGCCAGAGCUCCCCAAGCCAGCAUCGCGCAAACCUCGGAAGAAGUCGACCUCAAAUGCCCGAGAGCGCUUUCAGUAAUGAGAAUCCGUUUCAGAGUGGAAGUUCGCCAUUAAUCGAGGCUAAUCGGCGAAAGACUGCCGGCUCGAGCGGUGAAAGAAGAAAGACCUCUUCGAGUCGAAGGAGAACAGAAGGGGUUUCGAAUCCAAGAGUCAAACAGGAGCAGACAGAUGGCAUUGUGGUGCCCACGUCGAGGACAUUCGAGAUACCGGUGUCAAGGUUAAAAGCUGAGAGUGAAGAAGACCCGUCAGGUGUUGAGGCCGGAGAGGACUUUACACCGGAAGAGCAACUGGAGCUUGUAAGAGACAGAGCGAGAAACGGUGAAAGCGAUAUAUUGCCUCCCAGGAGAGUGCGGAAGUCGAAGACUUCAAGCAAUGUUCCGAAAUCACUGCCUUGGAUGUUCCUUACAGCACUUCUAGGAGGCUUCGCUACUUGGUAUCGACAAGAGAAAUUAGCUGUAGGCUACUGUGAAGUUGGAAGGUCUUCAGACGCAUUGACUCCGAUCAACAUACCAGAAUGGGCUAGCGACCUGCAACCGACAUGUGAGCCGUGCCCACAACAUGCUUUCUGUUUUGAAAACUUGGGGACAGAGUGCGAAGAGGGGUUCAUCCUACGAUCUCAUCCUCUUUCGCUGUCUGGUCUCGUACCACUACCACCAAGCUGUGAUCCUGAUGGCGAAAAGGCACGUAAAAUCAAAGCCGUGGCUGAUCGCGCCGUGGAGGAGCUUCGUAAACGCAAUGCUGAAGCUGAAUGUGGAACACUAAAAGAUUCGGAUGGUAAGGCGCAGUCGCCAGAGAUUGCAGAGCAAGAUCUCAAAAAUAGAGUAGGGGAAAAGAGGAGACGGGGAAUGACUGAAGCAGAAUUCGAAGACUUGUGGAAAGGCGCUAUAGGCGAGAUCAUCGGCCGUGAAGAGGUUGUGCAGGGUAAAGAAUCUCCAGAUGGAACCCGACUUGCAAGCACCUCUCUCUCCAGACUCCCCUUCGUCUGCUCCGUCAGACGAUCCGCGCGCCUCACGCUGGCGCGAUAUCGAGUCCCUCUUUCCGUCGUAGCACUCAUCACCUUCAUUGUCCUGUACAUCCGCAACAAAAUAAGGCAGAGACGUGCAGACGCCGCUCGUGUACCGUCCCUUGUCGCUACUACCCUGGAUCGAUUGGCCACACAAGCUGCGCUGUACUCUCGAGGUGACAGUAUCGAGAGCUGGAUCAGCGUCGGACAACUCAGGGAUGACGUGCUAAGGGAUGAAUUCAGCGAAAAGCGGCGAGAGAAUGUAUGGAAAAAGGUGAGAGCUGUAGUGGAGGGGAACGCGAAUGUUCGAGCAAGCUCGAGAGAAUUGAGAGGUGGAGAUGUCAGUCGAGUGUGGGAAUGGAUUGGGAGUAUUGGUCUAAUAGACGAUCCCGGAUUCUUGGGGAGGAAGAGUGGCGGAAAGCGGGUCAGCUGGGGUGAAGUCGUCGAGGAAGACGGCAAGCCCGAGGGAAGGCUGAGUCCACCCGCUGAGGACGGCGUACCUGAAGGGAAAGGAAAGGCCAUGGAACAGAGGAGAUGGGAUGAGGGAAGACCCAUCUACUAA